Messenger RNA from Castor canadensis (American beaver), 2984 nucleotides. RefSeq names its product polyamine modulated factor 1 binding protein 1 (gene Pmfbp1). Gene Ontology annotation, cellular component: sperm head-tail coupling apparatus. The record is from RefSeq and is a predicted model, not a curated record. Gene Ontology annotation, biological process: spermatogenesis. Lineage: Eukaryota; Metazoa; Chordata; Mammalia; Rodentia; Castoridae.
GCCCAGAUGGAAUUUGGGUCUACUAAACAGUGUCACCUGAGACAACUCCAACAACUGAAGAAGAAAUUGCUUGCCCUUCAGCAAGAACUGGAAUUUCGAACAGAGGAGUUGCAGACUUCCUAUUGUUCUCUCCUACAGUAUCAGUCCAUCUUGGAGAAGCAGACUUCUGACCUGGUGCUUCUUCACCAUCACUGCAAACUGAAAGAAGAUGAGGUGAUUCUCUAUGAGGAGGAGAUGGGAAACCAUAAUGAGAACACAGGGGAGAAGCUCCAAUUGGCACAGGAGCAGCUUGCCUUGGCUGGGGACAAGAUCAUCUCCCUAGAAAGGAGCUUAAACCUCUACAGGGAUAAAUACCAGACUUCCCUGAGCAACAUCGAGUUAUUGGAGUGCCAAGUGAAGAUGCUGGAGGGGGAGCUCAGUGGAAUCAUGAGUCAGGAGCCUGAGAACAAGGGUGACCACUCAAAGGUGCGCAUAUACAGCUCUCCCUGCACGAUUCAAGAGCACCAGGAGACCCUGAAGCGACUGUCCGAAGUCUGGCAAAGGGUCUCUGAACAGGACGAUCUAAUUCAGGAGCUUCGAAAUAAGCUAGCCUGCAGUAAUGCUUUGGUUCUGGAGCGUGAAGAGGCUUUGAUCAAAUUACAAGCAGACUUUGCUUCCUAUACAGCCACCCACAGAUAUCCUCCUUGCUCCUCAGAAGACUGUGAAGACAUCAAAAAGAUACUGAAGCACCUGCAGGAGCAGAAGGACAGCCAGUGCCUGCACGUGGAGGAGUACCAGAACCUCGUGAAGGACCUGCGCAUGGAACUAGAAGCUGUGUCAGAGCAGAAGAAGAACAUCAUGAAGGACAUGAUGAAGUUGGAGCUAGACCUGCACAGGCUGCGGGAGGAGACAUCUGCCCUCAUUGAGAGGAAGGAAAAGGAGGUUGCCAUCCUGCAGCACCGAGUGCAGGACCUGCAGCUGCAGUUCACAGAGACCCAGAAACUCACUUUGAAGAAAGACAAGCUGCUCCAAGAGAAAGAUGAAAUGAUGCAUGAGCUGGAGAAGAAACUGACCCAGGUCCAGAACUGCCUCAGGAAGAAGGAGGUGGAGCUGGAGAAGCUGCAGUGUAUGGUGACAGAACUGGAAAUAGCCAUCAAGGAGGCAAGGCAGGACAAGUGCAAGGUAGAAUGUGAGGUCCUGCGGGCUGAGAUCCAGCAGCUGAAGGACUGCCUCGAGGAGAGCAAGCAGCAGCAGCUGCUGGCGGCUCAACAAGCAACCCAGUAUAAGGAAGAUGCCCGGCUGGCAGCAUCUAACCUGGAUGAUGUCCAGCAGAAACUACAGUGCUGCAGUUUCCAGGAUAAGCAGAAAGCAGACACCAUCCAGGACCUGCAGAGAGAGCUGCAGAAGCUGCAGAAGGGGGCCUUGAUAGCUGAAGAGGAGCUGACAUCCAACAGGAAACGGGUAGUGGAGCUCACCUCAGAAUGCUCUGAGGUCCUGAAGAAGCUUGAUAACUCAGACAAGGAGAAGAGGCAGCUUCAGAAGACAGUGACUGAGAAGGAUAUGAAAAUAAGUGACAUGCUUGAUCAAGCCAAAAUCUGUCAGUGCCAGAAAAAGGAACUAGAAAACUUCAAAUGCAAAACAAUAGAAGAGCUUCAGGAAGUAAAAAGGUCACUACAGGAGAAAUUGGAGCAGGUGAAAAAGUGCAAGGAAAAGGAGAAAUUGCUGGAGGAAGAACUUGAGACUUUGCAACAGGAAGAUAAAAGGAAGGAAAAAAUGUGGAAAGAGAAUUUGAGAAAGUUGGAGGAGGAAAACAAGAAUCUCCACAUACAGGUGAUGCAAUCUUCUACACAAUUGGAAACCUCUGUGUGCAAAUUCAAUGCCACACAGCAAAUCAUCCAAGAACUGAACACAGAGAUAUCCCACCAGAAGGAGUCUGUAAUAUGUCUUCAGACACAGCUGGACACAGCUGUGAAGAAAGAGAGGCAUUACCUCCAGACCAUGGUUACUAAAGAAGUCUAUGAGGAAUUAUCCCGGAAGUCAUGCAUCUGUCAAGAUGACCUGACACAAGCCCUGGAGAAACUCAAUAAUGCGACCUCAGAGACAAAGAGCCUGCAGCGAACCUUGCUACAGACCCAAGAGAGGAAAGCUCAGCUGGAAGAUGAAAUUGUAGCUUACGAGGACAGGAUGAAAAAGCUCAAUGUGGAAUUAAAAAAGCUGCAGUGCUUCCACAAGGAGAGUGAGAUAGAGGUGCACGCCUUCGACAAGAAGCUGGAGGAGAUGAGCAACCAAGUGCUGCAGUGGCAGAAACAGCACCAGAAUGAUCUCAAGAUGCUGGCAGCUAAGGAGACCCAGCUCAGGGAGUUCCAGGAGGAGAUGGCCACCCUGAAAGAAAACCUCCUUGAAGAUGAGGAGCCGCGUGGCCAGCCCCAACAGCCGGUGCCCAAAGACACCUGUAGGCGCCACCGAGACAAUGAUCAGAUUAUGUCCAACAUGGAGCAGUGGGCAAAAGAGCAGAAGAUCGCCAAUGAGAAACUAGGAAACAAGCUCCGUGAACAGGUCAAAUACAUUGCCAAGCUGACUGGUGAGAAGGACCACCUCCAUAAUGUAAUGGUCCAUCUACAGCAGGAAAACAGGAAGCUGAAGAAUGAGAUUGAAGAGAAGAAGGUGAAAGCCGGAAACCAAAGAUUAUACACCAAAGCCCUAGGCCCCAGCAAACCGGAGCCCACACAAAAGGGGAAAGUGGGUGGCACACUGGGCUGGAAGGAGCCACACCACCAAGACCUGGGUCAGAGAAUGGACAUUAACAAGUUCAUCGGGAUGCCCCAUUCCUAGGGUAUGUCUGCCACGUGACUUUUGCUACUGUAAUGUCUCCUUUUUUAAUGUGCCAAAACAACAACAGUGUGAUAUCAUUUUUUUCAAAGAUCACUGGAUUGGGAAUUCACAUAGAAGGAAACAGGUCACUCGUGACCUCCAGUCAUUUACUUAGCUACUCUGAACCAACAAUA